Tetranychus urticae (two-spotted spider mite) is the source of this 1324-nucleotide messenger RNA. RefSeq lists its product as uncharacterized. Lineage: Eukaryota; Metazoa; Arthropoda; Arachnida; Trombidiformes; Tetranychidae. The record is from RefSeq and is a predicted model, not a curated record.
AGAAAAACAAAAUUCCAAGUGUUAUUUUCAAAAAUGAGUAGAGGAAAUCGUUGAUUCACGUGACAAAAUUAAGGGAAUUAAACAUUGUUCAUUUUAAAUUAAUCAAAAGCUAUAACAAGCUAUUACCUUAAAUAUUUCCUAAGAUAUAUUCUUAAAAUCAUUGAUAAAGUUUACGAAAAAGCAAAAGCUGAAUAGUGUAUAAGUUAGAGUUGAAGUGAAAAGGCUAUUCUCACUCCAGCUAUUACUCUUUGCUCCAGCUCGUGGUUUAGAAAGCAAAAAAUGUUUGUAGUUUCUUCAGCUGAUAAGUGACUCGCAUAAACAACUCCUCAAUUUGUGUAUAGUUUUGCUGUUAGUUUGUGUUGUGACGAGUUUCAACAAUUGACCUAUUACAAAAACAUAUGUUAACCAGGAUAACAUAAGCUUAGUGCAUUCUAUUCUAUCAUUAUCACAUUUUCAAACACUUGUUUACUUUGUUUCUUGUGAGUUCCUUCUUUAUACUCAAACUGUGAUUUCCGUCUUGCAUCUAUACUUGGUUUAUUUCUCAUUUAGUGUUAAUCGCUACCAAUCUACCUAUUGCCUGAUGAUUAUUCUCCUACCAACCAGUAUUCUAUUGAGGCUCUCUUACUUCAACAAUUUGUUUAUUGCUCUAUUUUAAUUGUCAUUGUAUGAUUAUGAAUACAUCUCAUACAGUCCCUGGAAGCUCAUCAAGUGCUCCUAGUUAUGAUGAUCUUUAUGGACAUGAUAAGCCUCCUCCAAGCUAUCAAGAAGCUAUUAGCUCAGGCCCUCCACCACCUUACAUGGAAUCUCCAUCUCCAGUUCCUGGUAACUCAGUUCCACUAUCUGCUUUACCAAGACAAUCUGUCAACUAUUUGAGGUCAACUACGACGACUGUUGUUCCCCCAACUAAUCAACCUAAUUUAAAUCUUCCAAUUUUAAUGAAUGACGCCUGUCCGAUUUGCCAGGGACCAUUAUUAACGGACUUUCCCUUCCUCUGUUGGGUUCUAGCUUUAUGUUGGUUUCCAAUUGGUGUACUAUGUUGUUUAAUGUCUGCCAGGAAACGUUGUGGAUCAUGUGGAAUGACAUUCAGCUGAUUUGACAUAAUCUGAUUCUAUUUAUUUACCAGUAACCCUUUUCAAAUAUCUACUUGUAUACAAGAAAGUAUUUCAUUCUAUAAGUUGUGUUUUUUUGCUAAGAGCCCUGGCUCUUCUAUUGAUACAUUUCUAAUCAUCAGUUUUGUAAAUGUAUAUUUUCUCAAUGAUUCAUCUAUAAAUAAUUUGGGUUUCAAAACCUGACAAAGGUUUGCCCGCCUGUGAAUUGAUCUAAA